Loa loa (African eye worm) is the source of this 2928-nucleotide messenger RNA. RefSeq lists its product as hypothetical. Lineage: Eukaryota; Metazoa; Nematoda; Chromadorea; Rhabditida; Onchocercidae. The coding region runs from base 1 to 2928 and encodes 975 amino acids. The record is from RefSeq and is a predicted model, not a curated record. The transcript has 9 exons.
AUGGACAUAGGCACUAAUGAACUCACACGUCCAUUUCGAAUUCCAAGACGGAGAGCUGGUGAAAACAGUAUAGCGGAUGGUAUACCGGAUAAGGCAAAACGACUUCGUUUAGGAGGUCAUUCAGAUUCACGUUCUCCACUUGCUUCGACGUCUUCGGUUCGCAAGAAUGAUUCAGCAUUUUCUAGUCGCAUCGUUCCGCCCACCAAGAAGAAGACUACACAGGACCACCAGCAAACUUCUACACAUUCAAGAAAAUCGAAACCUGGCGAACUUUUUGAUCGGAUAUUAGAUUCUAUGGUGAAUCCUCCUAAGGAACGGAAAAAAGAUGCGCCCCAAGAUGAUGUCGAUGAAGCAGGCCCAAGUGGUGUGAUGGCUAACGUCAGUAGUAGCCCACCUAAACGGAGUACUUCUGGACUUACACGUGAAGAUUUGGAACGUCAUCAGAAUGAUGAUUCGUCAUGUUAUGCUUUUAUGCAACGAGAGGGAUUAAUGGAACGUUUGCUCGGACAUAAAAUGCUUACGGGUCGUGUAGAUUCUCACGUUGUCCUCGGUUUCUUACCAUUUGAUUCCAAAGAUAAUUUGCCAUCUAGAAAUCGCAAAAAUUCAAGCAGUAAAGUGGAUGAUUUUCCAACCGUAUGUGAACCGCCACCUGUUGGUAUUGUAAAUGAGGAAAGACGGGGACCAAAAACACCACCCGGUUCACCCGGGCAUGACGCUAAUUCAUCGAUGCUUUCUUCACGAGGUGUCGGCUCAGCAUCACCUUCCAGUCCUCCGCCUCCUCCUCCUGCCGAUGAAACUGUUGCUUUAUCAGGGGAGGGUAGUAAACUAAAAGUGGAGGAAACGCCUGAUUUGAUAGCUGAAAUGGCAGAACUUACAAAACUUCCACACAAUAAGCUGGCAGAAUGUUUGGGUGAAGAGUUGCAGAAAGCGAUGAAACAGGUUGAUCACAAAGUUUUGCUAGAAACACUGAAAGAUGCAUUGCUAAAGGUUGGCAAGAAAAACGACGACCAGCAAGAUGAGCAAAAUCAGAUAUCCUCCAAAGAAGACAUGCAGAUGUAUCCAGUAGAAAUGGAUCUGGAAAGUAACAAAAGUGUUAGUGGGAACGGUGUCUUACUACCACCUCCACCACCUGCACCUAUGACACCGCCAUCGCCGAACAUGGUUCCAGCUUUGCCUGUUGGACUUUCUACUACUCCGGUAGUGAUGGCGCCCACUGUUUUGCCAACACCACCACCUCCACCACCUCCACCAUUGGUUAUGCUGCAUCCUGGUACUGCGUCUCAAGUUCUUGUCAGUACGUCUGCAACAGGAAAUGCGCCAUCCCUAUAUCCAUAUUUUCCUCCACCUCCACCUCACCGGCUUUCUGUUGAUCAAGGUAUCAGCCCGUCUACUGUUGCUGGACCUCAAACAUCUGCUGCAUCCGUUAUUUUCGCUGGUGUACCAUAUGCUGCUAACCUUGUUGCAACUUCAUCGUUAGCAGUACCAACAAUGCCAUCCUUGAAUCUUGCAUCACAUGCACCAACGGCAACAGCGCAACCUGCAGGAAUGAUGAGCGCAUUGCAGAAUAUUCCUACAACACUAUCCCAUAUUGCUGCUACUCCUGCUUCUGCUGUUGCAUCCUAUGCUAAUCAAACUCUAGCAUUUCCAUUGUACCCUGGCCCAUCUUCUCAGCAAUUACCACCAGCCUCAGGCGCGUUUGUAGCUGGCAAUCAUUAUCCACCAGUGACGCUUGCACAUAGCAGUCACUAUAGCUCAGCGAACAUUAAUGUUAGUAAUAACAGCUCAACAAUAAAAGUCAGUAAUCACCCAACUAUUAUGCUACCACCAACAGUGUUGCAUCCGUAUGCCAGUGCUACAAAUUACAAUAUCUCCAAUACUUCGAUAGCAUCAUAUUCGGUACCUACUACGUCCUGCGUGUCCACGACAGCCGGCAGCUCUCUGACAACAGCAACAGUUUCGUCCUUGCAACAACUGCACCAGCAAACCUCUAAACCUUUGGUGUUAUCAAACUCAUCGUUUGGUUGCGUAUCGCAUCAGACUGGAACUAAUACCUGUUCAACUGCAAACAGCAAUUGCAAUUUUUCCGAAUUGAGAACAUCGCAAAAUUCAUAUCACUCACAGUACCAGACUACAAACUAUUCUCCACCACUUCAACAUCAUCAGCAAAAGCAACAUCAAAAUCCUAAUCUUCCAGGAACCUCAUCAGAUGCCACUGCCGGUACCAGCACCUUCGCUACACAACAUCAAUUACAGCCGGAUGAAAAAUCUUUUUCCACGAAUUUCUCACGUCUACCAUCUCUUCAGAUGCAGACUUCGCUGGAAUCCCUACCGACAUCAAACAGUGCAACAUUCAACGGUGGCGAAGCAGGUUCAUCGCGGUUCCUUUCAUCUGGUGCUGUGAAAGAAUCUGUUUCGAUUAGUGCUGCUAUAGCAUCUGGCUACAAUUCUGACCGCUCAUUACCUGGAGGGACUGUCAAUAGCGCAUCGGCAAAUUUUGGCAGCUCGAAAUCAUCCGAUGAACCGGUUUCAGUGCCAUCCAGUCAAAAUGUUAUCAAAACAUUACUUUCUGCUUUAUCCAUUCCGCAGAGCAGUGAUAGUGUUGCCGCUACCACUGGCGGUGUUGCUCCCAGUAAUUCCGCUUCGGCACCUGAAACUAAUGAUGGAGAUCGGGAAGUUGAUUUUUGUUGGCCACCGGCAAAUAUGGAUGCUCGUUGGUCCCAUGAACCUAGUCAAUCUGAAAAGGCGAAAAAAACAAUAUUACACCAGCCGCCAUCAUCAUACUCCCAGACGACGAAUGCUUCACGGAUGAUGUUUUUUGACCAACCGAUAAAGGUUCAUAAAUUUAUUGUAUUUGUUCAUAUUGUACAAGAUAGUGCCGUUAUUAAAAAAGUCGGAAGUUCGAGUUUCAUCAUCAACGAGAACAUAUGA